Molecule: messenger RNA, 1542 nt
Organism: Coregonus clupeaformis (lake whitefish)
Lineage: Eukaryota; Metazoa; Chordata; Actinopteri; Salmoniformes; Salmonidae
Product: DELTA-stichotoxin-Hcr4a
Exons: 3
Coding region: 118-669 (183 amino acids)
Biological process (GO): monoatomic cation transport; cytolysis in another organism; pore complex assembly
Cellular component (GO): pore complex
Molecular function (GO): channel activity
Source: RefSeq, a predicted model, not a curated record
GAAAAAAAAGGUCCCUCCUUUCAGGUGCGUUUCACUAAACUAAACUCUAGAGCUGAGAGAACACGCUUCAGAAGUCUUUUACGGAAAUAAAGAAGUACAUAUCAGAACCACUCCAAAAUGGCAGAGUCAGCCGAGGCCGUGGUAGCUAACCUGAGCAGCAAGAGGAAUGUCACCAUUGAGAUCACCAAUCUCACAAACAACUACUGUCUCAUAAACCCAAAGGUAUUCCUGGAGAGUGGGGAUACCUACAACCCUCCCCAGCCCACAGUGCGGCCCCUAAAGACCAAUAUCUGCACAUUCAGCAAAUCAAGCGCCAAGGCAACGGGCAGCAUUGGCGUUCUGACCUAUGACCUCUUUGAGAGGUCCCGGAACGACUACAUCGAGACAGUGGCCCUCAUGUUCGCUGUGCCCUGGGACUACAACAUCUACAAGAACUGGUUCGCUGUGGGCAUCUUCAACAAGGGCCGAGCCUGUGAUGAGUCACUGUAUAAAGAGAUGUACUAUGAAAAAAACCAGAAAGGUUUCAUUAGAGAGGAAGCCAAUGGCUCAGGGAUCAACUAUGAAGGGAACCACCUGGACAUCAAGGUCACCAUGUCCCCCAUGGGCAGGGCCAUCAUGAAGGUGGAGGUGUGGGACAAGCUGUUCACUCCCAACCAGCAGGCCUACUAAGGGGAACCUCCAGCCUCCACCCUCUUCACCAGCACUACAGUAUACCUCUGUUGUGUUGUACCUCUGUGCCAAAACCAAUCCAUCCACCAUUAGAUAUUACUACCCUGCUAUACUGCUACUGUCUGUCUGUAUGCAUGAUUUAACCCAUGUUUUGUUGCUGAAAUGUCUGAAUUUCAAGACAUUACCUUUCAGUAAAUCUGCUUAAGAUCACAGUUUAGUUUGUUUAUGAAUCCAGGCAGAAGCGAUAUCUUCUAUUUUCUGUAGAAGUCACUGUUCUCUUCAUCUCUCAGUACCAUCCUCUUUCAACUGGCAUCUUCUCUAGAAAUGUAAAUCAAAAUGACUCACCAGAGGACGAGGGUGCAUAGCUUACUUAACAACAUAUAGCCAGGAGCUGUCUCUGUCUGUAUCUACUUAUGGCAAUAAUAGUCUAUGGAAUAAAUGUUGUUGUUUUGCUAAAGCUAUUUGUGUAUGAUGAGUUUCUCUCUAUUGAUUGAGCCAGGAAAAAUUAUGCAACAUUGUCCCUGAAGGAAAAUUAUACAGGCUUUUAAUGGAUACAGUAUGUAAGGCCAAAAUACAUUUUUCAUCAAAUAAUUUUUUCCUAUAUAUUUUUUAUGCUUCAAGGGGUCUUAAAAUUCCAAAUCAAAUAGCUAAAUGAUCCUUGGUAUGACCUUCUCAAAACAAUUCAAUAUACUGUAGCUUAGUAGACCCCCUUGGCUUAGACAGGGCUUAGUCUGUAGAGGGUACCUGUGAUCACCUAAACUAUAGUGUAUCUGUAACAAGAUGCGUGAUUCACAGGGUUGUAGUGAGUCAAUGGCCAUGGCUGGUGCACCCUAUUCCACCACACUGUGUUUUCCUAAAAUGUUUCAAGGCAUA